ACGAUUAUUUUCAAAUUUAUUUCUUACUUACUUCGCAUUGUGUUAUGUUUAUUGUUUCACAAUCGCAUUGUUGAUUGUUUCACACUCCCUUGCAUUCUUUCUCGUUAAUUUCAUAGUGUAGUGUAUCUCAGAUGAAAGUACUGCCAAUAAUGCCCUGAUCAGUUCCGCGAUGCAUGCAGACAUCACGUAGAGCGCCAUGUAUGUGCUGGUGGUAUCCCGAUGGCUCCUGCAGAUUUUCCACCAGCUGCAGUUCUUCUCUCCUCGUCUUCUUUUUCUGACUCUCACCGUGGCGCUGGCGGCUCGCAUUUCGUACCAUUAUUUUGCCAAUCGCACCAGCGAUUUUACUAUUCCACAGAGUGUGCACAGCGAGGAGCUGCUGGAGACUUCGCGAUGCAACAUCUCAUCGCGUGAUGCACUCUCCGCCAUCCAGCGCGCGACAACGGUACGCUGUAAAAAUGAGCUGGCGGAGUUCGCGUGUCGACUGCAGGAGGGAUCGGUAUAUCCGGAAUCGCUGCCACGUUACGAGAGCAAAUUAAUUCACGACUUCGAAAUUCCGAAGAGACCGCUGCGGAUUUUAUUUGUCUUGACAAUUUACGGACGCGACAGCCGCCAAGUGCUGCGUUUACUGAAAUUAAUUUAUCAACGGAACUAUUACUUUGUCAUCCAUGUGGAUGCGCGAAGUUCGUACCUAUUUAACCAGCUGAUACCGUUGGAGUCGGCGUUCCCCAACAUUCGCCUGCUGCGUCAGCGGCGCAGUCCGAUCUGGGGUGGUGCGAGUCUGCUGACGACGUUGUUGGAUGCCAUGCGAUACGGUCUGCGUGAUGCGGACGGGUGGAAUUGGGAUUAUUUGAUUAAUCUCAGUGAAUCUGAUCUGCCCAUCAAAUCCAGCGAAGCAUUGGCGGAAUAUUUAACGGUUAAUUAUGGGAAGAAUUUUGCGAAAUCGCAUGGAACGGAAACAGAAAAGUUUAUUAAGCGGCAAGGCUUGGACAAGACGUUCUAUCAAUGCGAAGACCGGAUGUGGCGUGUGGGAUCGCGACGGCUGCCAUCGGGAAUCAUUAUCGACGGAGGCAGUGACUGGGUGGCGCUGCAUCGAUCAUUCUGCCAGUAUCUCAUUACCAGCCCCGCAAACGAGCUGAUCCGCGGAUUGCUGGUGGUUUUCAACCAUACAUUAUUGCCAGCCGAAAGCUUUUUCCAUACGGUGCUGAAGAACAGCGAAUUCGCGCCGACAUUUAUCAACAAUAAUCUGCGGAUGACCAACUGGAAACGGAAAAAAGGCUGCAAUUGUCAGUAUCGGCAUAUUGUCGACUGGUGUGGAUGUUCGCCUAAUGUCUUCCGUUCCGGCGAUGUGCAGCGCAUUGCGACCUACGCCAAUAAACCGAUAUUCUUCGCCCGAAAAUUCGACGCCCUCGUGGAUCUGUCCAUUAUUAAUGAAGUUGUCCGUCCUUUUUCGUCCGGUGCAGAAAAGAGUCCAUCGUGGAAUUAUCAUUGGAUUAAUUUGUACACCGCCGCGGAAACAUUUCCGUCGUACGAGACACGCUCACUGUAUGAGAGUCUGGGGCGCUCGUCGCUGGAGGAGCAUGACUUCCCCGGGGGAAAAGGAAGCCCACAAUUACUGGAUGUUUUUCUGCAAGUGGAUGUUGACGGCGUAAAAAAUAUCGUGAUUAGUCAUCGUAUUGGAGACAGAUUACAGACGGUCCUGCAAAGUCGAUACGGAUUCGAAGAAUUUUUUGAGAAAGAGGAUGUGGACGGCAGCGAAAUUGGGAAACGUUUGGUGACGAUGAAGGUGUCCAGCGAUUUCGAUCUGAAGGAGGAUCUGUUUCGCAAUUACCUGGACGUCGUGGGACCAUAUUCCGAACCGGUCUUGGCCAUUCUGGCCGACGCUGGAAAUUUCACGGUUACGUCCGUUGUAUGGCUGGAUCCCGCGGAUACUGUUGCUGGCUCUUUCGAGGUGAACAUCACGGAGGAAGCCGGUUGGACGGUCCACCAGCCGGUCUUCCGCGGACCCCUCCGUCCCGGCCUGUGGCGCGUCCUUUUACUGCACCAGUGGCGCCUAGUGGCGACGACCAAAUUCCUUGUGAUUCCGGUGUACCAGCAUCCCCUGCACGUGACCAACGCCGGCCCCCCGGACGGCACCUACAUUCACUAUAAUUUCUCCUCCGUGGCGCGACUCCUCCGCCUGAACGCCACGGAAAAAAUACAUUUAUCGCAGUCCCAUGCGGAGAACAUGGAGGAAAACGGGGAUGCGUGGAUCGAUGAGUUAGUGUCGGAGGUUUUUUACUGGAUGGGAUCUUGUGUCGUAGGGGAAAUGCCGGGGGAGAGCGCGGUUCCGCUGUGUACAGACACCGUGUGGAGUUCCUACUUUCCGGAUGCGAAAAGCGAGAUGAUGCCCGUUUGAGUUGGUGAUAGGGUUUUGAAAUUCCUGUUUGAUUUUUCCCUUUACUAUGCCCGUAUAUUUUCUGUGUUAGUUAUGUUUGCCAUUUUUUUACUGAUUUUUGCCGUGUGGAGUUCCUACUUUCCGGAUGCGAAAAGCGAGAUGAUGCCCGUUUGAGUUGGUGAUAGGGUUUUGAAAUUCCUGUUUGAUUUUUCCUUUACUAUGCCCGUAUAUUUUCUGUGUUAGUUAUGUUUGCCAUUUUUUACUGAUUUUUGCCGUGUGGAGUUCCUACUUUCCGGAUGCGAAAAGCGAGAUGAUGCCCGUUUGAGUUGGUGAUAGGGUUUUGAAAUUCCUGUUUGAUUUUUCCCUUUACUAUGCCCGUAUAUUUUCUGUGUUAGUUAUGUUUGCCAUUUUUUUACUGAUUUUUGCCGUGUGGAGUUCCUACUUUCCGGAUGCGAAAAGCGAGAUGAUGCCCGUUUGAGUUGGUGAUAGGGUUUUGAAAUUCCUGUUUGAUUUUUCCCUUUACUAUGCCCGUAUAUUUUCUGUGUUAGUUAUGUUUGCCAUUUUUUACUGAUUUUUGCCGUGUGGAGUUCCUACUUUCCGGAUGCGAAAAGCGAGAUGAUGCCCGUUUGAGUUGGUGAUAGGGUUUUGAAAUUCCUGUUUGAUUUUUCCCUUUACUAUGCCCGUAUAUUUUCUGUGUUAGUUAUGUUUGCCAUUUUUUUACUGAUUUUUGCCGUGUGGAGUUCCUACUUUCCGGAUGCGAAAAGCGAGAUGAUGCCCGUUUGAGUUGGUGAUAGGGUUUUGAAAUUCCUGUUUGAUUUUUCCCUUUACUAUGCCCGUAUAUUUUCUGUGUUAGUUAUGUUUGCCAUUUUUUUACUGAUUUUUGAAAAAGUCUUAAUGUAAAGUAAAAGGGUUUUUUGGUUUAAUUCUUUUUACUUUGAUUUUAGUUUUUAUAAUUUUAAUGUUAAUGGCAAUUUUUCGUUCUGUGAAUGGAUAAUGGAAGUUCAAACUUACGAGUGCGCUCUUGCGCCGCAUUGAAUCUACAUCUCCGGAUUUUUCAGUCUUGUUUGUUGGAUAAAGAUCCUGCAAACGAA
Messenger RNA from Paramacrobiotus metropolitanus, 3465 nucleotides. Its product is annotated as xylosyltransferase 2-like. Lineage: Eukaryota; Metazoa; Tardigrada; Eutardigrada; Parachela; Macrobiotidae. Gene Ontology annotation, biological process: chondroitin sulfate proteoglycan biosynthetic process; heparan sulfate proteoglycan biosynthetic process. Gene Ontology annotation, molecular function: protein xylosyltransferase activity. The record is from RefSeq and is a predicted model, not a curated record. Gene Ontology annotation, cellular component: membrane. The transcript is spliced from 10 exons. The coding region runs from base 197 to 2395 and encodes 732 amino acids.